AUGCGUUCUUUCAGCUUCAUCGUUGCGCUACUCUUCGCCCUCGUCACCUCAUCCUAUGCCUGGCCAGAAGGCAUUCUUGCUCCUCGGAAAGGCGGUAAAAACAAUGGCACCACCAAUGGAAACUCGGUAAACAAGGCCUGUCGAACCAUGUCCAAACUCACCCACCUUACCGCCCUCGCCGCCAAUCAAACCAAGCUUGACGCCUUGGUGGCAAAGGGCAAGCUCAAUCAGACAGAAGUCGAGGCGUUGAAAGCGAAGGCUGCGAACGCCACCACUGAGCUCCAAACCAUGCAGGCCAACACGACGCUGGUCACCGAAUGCGCCGUCAUAGAUGCUCACCAGAAGGUUGUGGGAGAGUGCAAGGCCAUGAAGAAACUCGCGAACUUGGCCAACCUUGCCAACAACCAAACCGCCAUGGAUGCCUUCAUGGCGAAGAAGAAGCUGAAUGACACCCAGAUGGCGAAGCUAGAGGAAAAGAUUGGUAAUGCAACAACCAAGUUGAAGGCUCUGCAGGCCAAUACCACACUUACGGAUCUGUGCGCUCAGCAGCAGAAGGCCAACUCCGGUGGUGCCUCUGCUUCAAGCAGCGCUACCCAGGCCCAAUCAACUGGCGGCACAACGAACGCCGCUUCCGGUCUUACUGUCCAAUCAAUGCCGUAUCUCUUCGUUCCGCUUCUCGCUGGCAUCUUUGCUACAUUCUUGUAG
Lindgomyces ingoldianus is the source of this 705-nucleotide messenger RNA. RefSeq lists its product as uncharacterized. The coding region runs from base 1 to 705 and encodes 234 amino acids. The transcript has 2 exons. The record is from RefSeq and is a predicted model, not a curated record. NCBI's taxonomy places the organism in Eukaryota, Fungi, Ascomycota, Dothideomycetes, Pleosporales, Lindgomycetaceae.